Molecule: messenger RNA, 405 nt
Organism: Theobroma umbraticum
Lineage: Eukaryota; Viridiplantae; Streptophyta; Magnoliopsida; Malvales; Malvaceae
Product: egg cell-secreted protein 1.2-like
Biological process (GO): double fertilization forming a zygote and endosperm
Source: RefSeq, a predicted model, not a curated record
AUGGCUUGCAAAAAUAUGUUUGUUCAUUUGGUCAUAUUGUGCGUCUUGGCUAGUAGUGCAACUGCUGCAAGGGAGCUAAACGGCUACAACAAGGCGUCAGGCCAUAACCACCUUGCAGCAAGGCUUAAGGUUAGUAUAGACUCUUACAAGUGCUGGAAUGCACUAAGUCAGUUGAACUAUUGCACGAUGGAGAUUUUUCGCUUCUUCGUGAAUGGCCACACUGGUAUUACACGUGACUGUUGCAGUGCCAUUCAGGACAUAUAUGACUGCGACCCUAUCGUGCUCAUUUCCCUUGGUUUCACAGCAGAGCAGGAAAACAUCCUUUUGGACUAUUGUUAUGCAUCUUUUGGCCCUGUUGUUGAUCCUCUUGUUGGCUCUCCACUUAGUGCCGAAGCCCUUGCUUAG